GGCUGUCGCGCGGUGUGGUUUAAACAUGGCGGACUGCAUCGCCGCACGUUUGUCGGCUCAGGAGCAGCACAUCGAGGCGCUGAGCAGAGAGAUAACGCGGCUCCGCGAUGGGCUGUCCGGAGCGCAGGUUUCCGCCGCCCUGGCUGACAGUCCCGAGCUGGGAAACCUGCGCAGCGAGAACGAGAAGCUGAAGUACCGGCUCGUUCACCUCCGCCGCAGUCUGCGAGCGGAGUUGGAGCUCGAGACGCACGGUCACGCCAGCGGGGAAAAAGGCCACGAGCCACAUAACAAAGCUUUAAGCGAGAAAGGCAAGAAGACCGUGGUUGAAGCACGGCGGAAAGAACCGAAAGAACGCACGCUUCAGAAGAAUGCUACGCAAGCCAAGCCUCCAGAAGCCCGAAAUACGGCAGACAAGCACAAGAAGAGGCAGAAACCCAAAGAAGGAGGAGCGGAGGAGCUACACCCGUGGCCCAGCUACAUCUCCCAGCGCCUGGAGCUCUACGAGCGGCUGAAGAAGGAGAGCGACACCUUGCUGUCCAAGCGGGCGGCCCACAGCCUGCCCAUCCGGGUGCAACUGCCCGAUGGCCAGGAUGUGGAGGCGCAGUCCUGGAUCAGCACCCCGUACCAGCUGGCCUGUGGCAUCAGUCAGGGUCUGGCCGACAGCUGUGUGAUCGCCCGUGUGGACGGCAACCUGUGGGACCUGGACCGGCCGUUGGAGGAGGACUGCUCUCUGGAACUGCUGCGUUUCGACCACGAAGACGCCCGGGCCGUAUACUGGCACUCCAGUGCUCAUGUCCUGGGAGAGGCCAUGGAACGCUUCUAUGGAGGCUGCCUCUGUUACGGCCCACCUAUCGAGAACGGCUUCUACUACGACAUGUUCCUGGAUGGGCCAAGAGGAGUUUCAAGCGGUGAGUUUGGUGAUCUGGAAGCCAUCUGCAAGAACAUCAUGAAAGACAAGCAGCCUUUUGAGAGGCUGGAGAUCAGCAAGCAGACACUACUGGAGAUGUUCAAGUAUAACAAGUUUAAAUGUCGUAUCCUGAAUGAGAAAGUGAGCACCCCCACCACUACCGUGUACAGAUGUGGUCCCCUCAUCGAUUUGUGUCGAGGUCCACACGUGCGACAUACAGGCAAGAUCAAAGCACUGAAGGUCUACAAGAACUCUUCCACAUACUGGGAAGGUCGUGCAGACAUGGAGACGCUCCAGCGCAUCUACGGGAUCUCGUUCCCAGAUAGCAAGAUGCUCAAAGAGUGGGAGCGAUUUCAGGAAGAGGCCAAGAACCGAGACCACCGCAAAAUCGGAAAGGACCAGGAGCUGUUCUUUUUCCAUGAUCUGAGUCCUGGCAGCUGUUUUUUCUUACCCCGUGGUGCCUACAUUUACAACACGCUCACCGAGUUCAUCAGGGAGGAGUACUGGAGGAGAGGUUUCCAGGAAGUGGCAUCCCCCAACAUCUACAACAGCAAACUGUGGGAGACGUCAGGCCACUGGCAGCACUACAGUGAGAACAUGUUCUCCUUCCCUGUAGAGCAGGACGUCUUCGCCCUCAAGCCCAUGAACUGCCCAGGGCACUGUCUAAUGUUCAGUCAUCGGCCGCGAUCUUGGCGCGAGUUGCCCCUGAGGCUUGCUGACUUUGGUGUGCUGCAUCGUAACGAGCUCUCCGGGACGCUCACGGGACUCACCCGGGUCCGCCGCUUCCAACAGGAUGACGCACAUAUCUUCUGUACCGUGGAGCAGAUUGAGUCCGAGAUGAAGGGUUGUCUGGACUUCCUCCGCUGCGUAUACGAUGUGUUUGGCUUCUCCUUCCAGCUGCACCUGUCCACCCGCCCUGAGAAAUUCCUUGGCGACAUCACCCUCUGGAACGAGGCUGAGGAGCAACUGGAGAACAGCCUGAAUGAAUUUGGUGAACCGUGGAAGCUGAACCCAGGAGAUGGCGCUUUUUAUGGCCCAAAGAUUGACAUCAAGAUUAAGGAUGCCAUCGGGCGCUACCACCAAUGUGCCACCAUUCAGCUGGACUUCCAGCUGCCUAUUCGAUUCAGCUUGACAUAUGUCGGGAAAGACGGGGAUGACAGAGCCAGGCCUGUUAUAAUCCACCGUGCAAUCCUGGGCUCUGUAGAGAGAAUGAUCGCCAUCCUUACUGAGAACUACGCUGGAAAAUGGCCACUGUGGCUGUCUCCCCAUCAGGUGAUGGUGGUGCCUGUUAAUCCGUCCCUUGAGGAAUAUGCCAGUAAAGUGUGUAAGCAGUUCGUGGAGGCAGGCUUCAUGGCGGACGUGGACCUCGACGCCAGCUGCCUUCUGAACAAGAAAAUCCGCAACGCCCAGCUAGCCCAGUACAACUUCAUUUUGGUGGUGGGUGAGAAGGAGAAGAUGACUAACAGCGUGAACGUGCGCACUAGGGACAACGGAAUCCACGGCGAGCUGACUGUGCCUGAGGUCCUGGCCCGCCUCAUGCUCCUCAGACAGUCCCGGUGCAGGAACGCUGAGGAGGUGUUCUGAUCCCAGACAUGGACCAGAUCCCAAUUCCAAAAAGAUGAACCUACUCACACUUCCAACAGCUACUUGCAUUUCUAGGAAAAAUCAACAAUGAAGGGCUCUGCAAAUUUUUAUUUUAAAUUAAUUUUGAUUCUGUUUAACCUGUAUUAUGAAUUUUUUGAUUAUUCAGUAACAUCUAUUGGGAUGAAUAGAAGACAUGAUGAAGAGUUUUGAUUUAUCGGCUCAGUCUUGUUUUCUGUGAGUGAGUAGGAUCUUUUUUGUGUCUGGGGUUGGGAUUAGGGUUAAAGAGAGCUGUGGUGAGGCAGAAAGGACAGGGCAAAGUGGGAAUUGUAGGUCAUGUUUAAGUGGAACAGAGUAGUGGAGUUGUGAUGAUUAGAAAAUGUUUAUCAAGGCAGAAUUAUUCCACUGGAACGUACCAGACCAUUACUGGGCGAGUGGGAAAGCGAUGUGGUAAAGUAACAUUUCACUUGAAGGCUUGUGAACGCGGAAGAUAUUGACUGAAUGUCCUGCCAGUGAUGAUUUUUUGAAAUGCACUAAAUGUUUCCAUAAAAGAACGUAAAGGUCUGUUAUUUCGUAAAUGGAAUGUUCUCUUAAAUGGAAGCUUAACUUGCGUGACAUUAUGAACGAUGUUCAUGAAAUAAAUGGUGAAACCCGUGA
This is a messenger RNA of Electrophorus electricus (electric eel), 3145 nucleotides long. It is a transcript of the gene tars3, whose product is annotated as threonyl-tRNA synthetase 3. Gene Ontology annotation, molecular function: ATP binding; threonine-tRNA ligase activity. Gene Ontology annotation, biological process: threonyl-tRNA aminoacylation. The record is from RefSeq and is a predicted model, not a curated record. NCBI's taxonomy places the organism in Eukaryota, Metazoa, Chordata, Actinopteri, Gymnotiformes, Gymnotidae. Gene Ontology annotation, cellular component: mitochondrion; cytoplasm.